Messenger RNA from Megalobrama amblycephala (Wuchang bream), 5762 nucleotides. RefSeq names its product ankyrin repeat domain 13B (gene ankrd13b). Gene Ontology annotation, cellular component: cytoplasm. NCBI's taxonomy places the organism in Eukaryota, Metazoa, Chordata, Actinopteri, Cypriniformes, Xenocyprididae. The record is from RefSeq and is a predicted model, not a curated record. Gene Ontology annotation, molecular function: protein binding.
CCUCAGCCUCCGCGAGCGUGCGUGUGCGCGCGCGCGCGCGUUUGAGUGAGAGAGGAGAGGGAGAAGAGACUAGGAGGAGUGAAGAACACAACGGAGAGCGUUCGUGCACACGCGUUAGCUUUAAAUUGCCUUUCAACAUAGAGACGUUAAAUGAGAAGCUACUAUGCAAAAAGGGAUGCUGAAUACGAAAAGGGAGAGAAAUGCCCUUAUCGGUCGUCUCAGCAAUAAUAAUAUAGCACGCGCCCUUUACAAAAGUAACUGAUACCGCACAAAACCAGGGAAACGGAACGGGGGAGAGAGCAGCAGCGAACUAUGCACUGAGGAUGAUUUCUGCCAGAAAAACUCCGGACAAGAGUCGCUAUCACCUACAUUAUCUGGUGUGGCAUAACAAACACCGGCAGCUGGAGAAAGAGCUCUCAGCGCGCGAGCAGGUCGAUUUAGAAGUGUUGGACCCACGGGGUCGGACUCCUUUGCACCUGGCCGUGACACUGGGUCAUUUAGACUGUGCCCGUCUGUUAGUCCAGCAUGGAGCCGACGUCAGCAAAGAAAACAGAAAUGGCUGGACAGUGUUGCAGGAGGCCAUCAGCACACGUAACCCGGAGCUGGUGCGGCUGGUGCUGCGUUACCGUGACUACCAGCGCACCACUAAGCGACUGGCAGGGAUCCCACGAUUACUGGAGAGACUCCGACAGGCACAGGAUUUUUACGUGGAGAUGAAAUGGGAGUUUACAAGCUGGGUUCCGCUCGUGUCUCGUAUCUGUCCGAGUGACACAUAUCGGGUAUGGAAGAGUGGCCAGUGCCUGCGGGUGGACACAACGCAUGGAUUUGAGCAAAUGACCUGGCAAAGAGGCAAUCGCAGCUUCAUAUUCAGGGGUCAAGACUCCAGCGCCAUGGUAAUGGAAGUGGAUCAUGACAGACAGCUGGUGUUUUGCGAGACGCUGCCGUACCACUCUUCCUCUCCCACCUCACCCUCCCGCACAACCGCUUUGAGCCUUCUGGGGGCGCUGCAUCCUAGCGACGAGCAGGUGGCGGCCCGUCUAUCCGCUCCCGUGGUGGCCACGCAGCUUGACACCAGGAACAUCUCCUUUGAGAGGAAUAAAACAGGCAUUCUUGGCUGGCGGAGUGAGAAAACAGAGGUGGUGAACGGGUAUGAAUCAAAGGUUUACUGUGCCUCUAAUGUUGAGCUGAUCACACGAACACGUACUGACCAUCUCACUGACCAGCACAAAACAAAACCCAAAGGCAGCAAGACACCUCUGCAAUCCUUCCUGGGUAUCGCUGAACAGCACAUGGGGCCUAACAACGGACACACUAUGGUGACUCAGAUAUCAUGCCCCGCAACGAACCCAUUGGCUGUGACGGCUGAGGAGUACUUUAAUCCCAACAUGAGUCAGAGAGACAUUGGCCAGCCUAGUCACCUCACCACCAAAACACAAAGGUUCAAAGCCAAGCUGUGGUUGUGUGAAUCUCAUCCUUUAUCUCUGGAGGAGCAGGUGGCUCCUAUUAUUGACCUCAUGGCCAUCUCCAACGCCUUGUUUGCCAAGCUUAGGGACUUCAUCACCUUACGUCUGCCUCCUGGCUUCCCUGUCAAGAUAGAAAUUCCCAUCUAUCACAUCCUGAAUGCUCGGAUCACCUUUGGGAACCUAAAUGGUUGUGAAGAGGGAGGUUUGCCCCGGGUGGACACUGAAGGGGAUGGACAAAAGGACAGUCCCAGGACGGACACGCCAUCUCCAGGCAGCGACUCUUCCAGCGUGUCCAGCUCUAGCUCUACAAACUCAUGUCGUGGAGGAGAGAUCCCACCUUGUGUUUUUGAGGCUCCGCGGGGCUACAGCGUUUUAGGAGGAAACCAGAGAGAGAACAUUAGAGAAGAGGAGGAUGAUCUGCUACAGUACGCCAUCCAGCAGAGCCUGAUUGAGGCUGGAUCAGAAUAUGACCAGGUGACGAUCUGGGAGGCUUUGACCAACAGUAAGCCAGGAACACAUUCUCUGUCCUGUGACCCCAGCCGACACGAAAGAACCCCACAGCACAAACCCACGGAGAGCCCUCGCAGCACACCGACCAAUAAGCCGCCGCGCAGCUAUGACGAGCAGCUGCGUAUAGCCAUGGCACUGUCCGCCCGUGAGCAGGAAGAGGUGGAGCUUCGUCAAAGGCGAGAGGAAGAGGAACUGCAGCGUAUCAUACAGCUGUCACUCAUGGAAAAGUGACAGGGAACCGAGGGGUGGCAGAGCAUGCCUGGGGAUCCGUAACCAGCGUGAACUACGAUUGGCCACUCCCAAACGCCCCACCCUCUUCUUCCAAAGAACUGGACAAAAUGGGCCGCUCUCCGGUCCAGUCACGAAUGAGUCAUUCAGAAUCACAGAGAAACCUCUGUCUUCACUCUGUUUACAAACACAAACUACUAAACUCAUGGCAAUCUACUGACUGAUCAGCACCAGUCUGGUCUCCUAAUGUGUGAAUGUGCGAUUAUGACUGAGACAGUCCGCGCUGCGUAUCUUACCAUUGUUUCUCACCCAGAGUUCUCGCAUACUCACCGGAAGGUGUGAGUUGUCACUUUUUUCAGUUAUACAUUAUGGAUGUAAAGAACCUUAGUUCUGGUUGUUGAUACACAAAAUUCACUGCACUUGGAUUGAGGAGCCAUGAUGUCUCCUAAUAGAAUGUGUGAGGGCACUUACAAACAAGAGUUAAUGCUGCAGAUCCAUCCCAUUUUGAUCGGGAAUGCUGCAUUCACAAGGACGUAUGAAGAAAAACGCAAAUGUUUGCGAAAGUGACACUCCGUUAUUACCAAAAGUUGCUUUCUAACACUUUUAAAGAAAAUACCUUUUGCUGCAUUAUACUCUAAUGUCAGUACCUUAACCCGCUGAACUUUGAGAAUCAGAGAUAGGCGGGUCCAGAUGUGAUUUUGGAAAUCAAAUUUUAUGUACUCCCGUUUGAUUUCAAACUAAAGACCUGUUCACACCAGCAUGACUGUUCGGCAUGGAAAUUCGGUCCAAUUUUCGGAAGCAAGAUUAAUGCGGAAAAAAAUACAGGCGGACAGGCUUACUGAAAAUGCAAAUUCACUGUAGGUAACACUUAUGGAAAAGCAGAAACACCCCAGUACAGAAAAGCUCCUUACAUAGAAUAAAGGAUUCAGUAUGUUUUCAAAGAGACGUUUAGAUUUUUGUAAUUGCUAUAGUGUUUAUCAAACACCUCUUAAUAGUACAGAGACAAGAGAGCUGGUUCAGGAUUCUUCUGCUGUUUACUCUCACUUACAGUUCCUGAGGGCCACCAAAUUGUGGUUUUAUGUAACAGCAGCGGCUAUGGUUACAUGACCAAAAGCUUUAAUCUUGGUUGGCCAGUUUUCUUCGCAGUGCAGAGGAAUAAAGCAAUAAGCCCCGAGAAGCCAUGGUUUACAGUGAAUUUAUUACAGCUAAGGGGUGUUGUUAAAACCCCAAAAAUAUGUAUCAAUGCAACUUUCAUGAAGUAAAAUCGUUAAAAGGCUUCCUUCCGCAGGAAAAAAUAGUCCCUGAACAUAAACAGUAACAAAAGUUACAGUUAUUAUGCCAUUUGAUGGUGGGAAAGAUUGUCUUGUCGCAAAGACUUUUAUAUUUAAACUUGUUGUGAACACAGAACAAGAUGCAAAUGACAAAUGCUGUGACUAGCACUGUCAGCAGGGCACGGGGAAACCCAUUAAAUGUUAAAAGGACAGGAUCGCAGCAGACAUUCAAAUGGAUUUUUAUUAUGAUCAUAGGACUGACCUGAAGGAAAAUGCUAAAUCUGAAUGCAGGUAAUAAACUCUGUCACCCGAUAUCUCUCUCACAACACUCUUUUACAUAAUGCAGUAAGCUUCAAUAAACAAACAUAUUUUUGUUACUAAGAGUGGUUGCUAUGACAGACACAGCAACAUCAAAGACUAUAGAAUAACACAAGACGCUACUCGUAUUGUUUUUGAAUGGGAGAAAGUGCAACGCACAAUAUGGCGGAAUAAUAAGUCCCGCCUACUAAAGAGCCAAUCGCCGAUUGGUAAAGUCAUCGCGUCACUGCAGCGGCUGUUAGAAGCUCCGGUUCCUAUAGAAACAAUCAAACGCGCAACUCCGAAAUGAGACACGAGACCCGCAUUUAGGAUUGCCAUGUGCAUUAGCUUGAACCAUCCUGAAAAAUAUCGUUUUUUGUCAUGAUUUGAGCGUUUAAAAACAAAAUUUAUGAGACAGUUGUUGUCAGAUUUCAUUGGUGAUUUCAAAUAUGAAAUUUAAUUGAAAACUUGGCAAACAGCUUUGGAGAAUUUGAUGUUUCUCCAUUCAGAGUGAUAGGAGCUCCACUUGAAUGCCCGAGAGGCGUUUCAAAGAUGGCCGCCGAGUGAAAUGACUUGUCUUAAAGGGACUUUGGCAACAUACACAUUCAGUGGCGCAGUGAUACUAAUGUAAUGCGGUCAGCUGUUUUCGGAAAUUUUACAACGGCUUCGAACGCUGCUCAACCAAUCAGAAUCAAGAGCCAGAACUAUCUGUUUUAUAAAAGAGAUUAGAACACCUCUCUGUCAAAAAUUAUUACAUUGGUGGCUAGAAAUGUUUUUCCUUCGGUCAAUAAAAUUAAAAUGUUUAUCACACCAAAUUUUCAAACAUUCGUCUUGGUGUGAACAGGUCUUUAUCCGGCUCUUUCCAUACCCUCAAAACUAAUUUUAUCAUCAUUUCCAUAAAAUUCUCCGCCACACUUUUUGUAGUGUGGAAGCGCCCUAAAGGGAACACCAAACCCUGCGUUAUGACAGCAGGUAUGAUUUUUAUUUAUUCUCCAAAAUGAUAAUCCGAACGCUAGAGAAAUUAUUGUAAUGGUACAACUGACAGUUAAUAAGAAGAGUGAAUGGAAAACACAAGCCAUUUUCAGGUACAACGUCAUUAAUGACUAAACGAUUCUUUUGAAUCUGAAUCAAAUGCUCAUUGCAAUAUUCAUCAUGUGUCCUAAAUGCACUUUUCAGAAAAAAAAGAGAUAUUAUUCGCAUACAACACGGUGUGUGCGUUCUACUUCAAAUGGUGCUAAGUUGACUCUUGGGUACUUUAAUCAAUGUAAUUGUCACGACAUGCAUUCAUUCGUCUAUUCAAUCACUCGACAACGUUUCUUUCCCGGCCUCCAUUCGGUGCUUCCUUCAACAUUACCAUCAGAGCUCAUUGUCUCAUGACUGAAACACCUGCGGUAGCUAAUCAAAAAUCUAAUUGUGCUUUUAUAAGAGGUGCCAGUUCUGGAAUAAAACAUGAAAGGAGGAAUCACUCACAGAGAUAAUGCCCUGAGCGAAGACGAGGGGGGGGGGAAUUUUAUUGGAGAAUCUUAAAAUAGAUCUUUCUCCUUAGUCAGAUUUAUUCUGGGCCUGAUUGACGUGCCCUCAGGGUUUGAUGUAUCAGGUGAAUCUUUGAAAAACAAAUGAGGAAACAUGGCCAUACUGCACAUCUGAAAAGCUUCAACGUAAAAAACACAAGGGAUUAACCGUCAGUUUUCAAAGGAAGCGGAUCUAAUGACACUGUCUGGAGACAGAGCUCCUAAUAAACACGUAGAUUGAUUGUGCGACUUGUGAAUGCCUGGGCUCAGUCGUUAAGAAAUGCUUGAUAUGACUCAACGUUUUAGUAUAACAUAUAAGAGCAUUAUUUAUAUUUAACAUUUUUUCAUUUGAAUUUGGUUGAUGUGGUUUGUGUGGAGUGCUGCUGUUGUGUUUGUAUGUGACUGAAAUAUAUUGUUCACAUUUGUAACUUAAAGGCAUUCUGAAUAAAGGAUAAGACAUCUAAAUGAACAUGAAUUUUCAA